Molecule: messenger RNA, 750 nt
Organism: Strongyloides ratti
Lineage: Eukaryota; Metazoa; Nematoda; Chromadorea; Rhabditida; Strongyloididae
Exons: 2
Coding region: 1-750 (249 amino acids)
Source: RefSeq, a predicted model, not a curated record
AUGUCGGGAAAUGUAAUUAUAUAUUUAUUUAAAAAAUUAAUUGCUUUAACUGUAUCUAUAUUAUAUCUAGCUCAAGCAUUUUUGAAUAUAAUUUUAAGAAAACAAAAUAACAGAAUUAGUGAAUUACCAUUUCAUAUAAAAGAAGGAGGAUUAGAUAUGGAAAAUAACACACCCAUUAUGGAUGAUAUUUCUUCAUCAACAUUAAUUUUUCCACCACAACUUUCUCAUAAUGGUUAUACUACUAACACAUUUAAAGAGACAGGAGGAUUAUUAAAUAACACGACAAUUUAUGAUUAUCAACGGAGUCAGAUGCUUCAAAACCAUAAACGUAUUGAGGAAGCAAUGCGUAUAAAAAUAGAAAAAGAAGAAGAAGAAAGAAUAAAAGCUGAAGCACUUGCUGCUGAGGAACAAGAUUUUUUUAAAGAUAUGAUACCAGAAAUAAAAGGAAGAAAAUUAAUAAUUAAUAGUAAUAAUAUAAAUGAUGAAACAAAAGAAUUAAAUAAUUCAAAAUUAUUUUCUGUUGAUGACAAAGCAUUUAUAUUACCAGAGGGCUCUGCCAUACUGGGAGAAUUAGAUGAACAAAUUGAUAAUAAUAUUGAUAAUACAAAUGAAUGGGACACUGAAAUAGAUCUUGAUUCACUUAGUAAAACUGAAAAAGAACAAAAAAGAAAAGAAAGGGAAAUGAGACAUAAGGAGCGUUUAAUAGAACAUCAAAAAAAAUUGAAAGAAAAACGCAGUGAAGGUCAUUAA